AUGGGUGUGGAGAGCCACACACCAGCUCUCCUGGGGCUGAAGCUGAGUGCGGAUCAGCUGGCCCUGGUCUACAGCACGCUGGGGCUCUGCCUGUGGGCCGUCCUCUGCUGCUUCCUGAUGGUGGUGGCCUGCUUCCUCAAGAAGGAGGGUCCCUGCUCCUGCUAGCCCUGCUCAAGGCCCUGUCAAAGUCCGGCCAAGUCUUCCCAGGAUCACCAGAUGAAAGCCGACAGCCCUGUGGGCACAUCACCUAAGCCAGUGGAGACCUGCAGCUUCUGCUUCCCCGAGCACAGCACGCCCACCCAGGAGAGCGCGGUCAUACCUGGGACCCUCAACCCUUACCUGUAUCUCCAGUGCUCAGUUCUUAAGCAUCUGCUGCAAGUGUGGGUGACCCCCAUUGUGGAACGAGCCCACUCUCUGCUGAGUGCGGAUCAGCUGGCCCUGGUCUACAGCACGCUGGGGCUCUGCCUGUGGGCCGUCCUCUGCUGCUUCCUGAUGGUGGUGGCCUGCUUCCUCAAGAAGGAGGGGUCCCUGCUCCUGCUAGCCCUGCUCAAGGCCCUGUCAAAGUCCGGCCAAGUCUUCCCAGGGGGUUCUCAGGAUGCAGGGCCAUCAGGGCUAAGCCCUGGAGGAGGUGUCUCUUUGGUGGGCAUGGCAGGCUUGGGGCUGGGCAGAAGUGAGAGCCAAGAUUUGCCUGCUCACCCCUGCCCCAGCACAUGUUCUGAUCACCAGAUGAAAGCCGACAGCCCUGUGGGCACAUCACCUAAGCCAGUGGAGACCUGCAGCUUCUGCUUCCCCGAGCACAGCACGCCCACCCAGGAGAGCGCGGUCAUACCUGGGACCCUCAACCCUGUGGGUGAUGGAAGGUGGAGGCAUCCUGUGAGGGUGCCCUGA
This is a messenger RNA of Mandrillus leucophaeus (drill), 888 nucleotides long. RefSeq lists its product as uncharacterized. The record is from RefSeq and is a predicted model, not a curated record. NCBI's taxonomy places the organism in Eukaryota, Metazoa, Chordata, Mammalia, Primates, Cercopithecidae. Gene Ontology annotation, cellular component: plasma membrane.